Schistosoma haematobium is the source of this 2034-nucleotide messenger RNA. RefSeq lists its product as uncharacterized. The coding region runs from base 290 to 1720 and encodes 476 amino acids. The transcript is spliced from 6 exons. Lineage: Eukaryota; Metazoa; Platyhelminthes; Trematoda; Strigeidida; Schistosomatidae. The record is from RefSeq and is a predicted model, not a curated record.
UCAAUACAGGUAUGUCAAAAAUAGUUCAGAUAUUACAAAUCUUUCCUCUAACAAAUUUUAAAAUAUCCAUAAUCCUCUCAUUCUUUUUUGUUCUCAAAGAUCGAUCACCUUUAAAAAAAGAAAUGGUCAGCUGGAUUUAUCGCAAAAAUCACCGGGAAUCAACAAUCUCCUCCCAACGAAAUACAUCGAAAAGCAAACUUUUCAAAAAGAAACAACACGAAAUACUAAUCUCAGUUCAAUAUCUUUGUCCAUAAUUAACUUAACCAAAAAUAUUUCGCAAAAUCAUGAAAUGACAUUAAAAAUCUCUUCAUCAUUAUCUGAAUUCAUAUUAAUAGAAUAUUGUUUGGUCAAAGGUCAAUCGAUUCCUUCCAAAAUCCUGCCAACAUAUGAACAUGAAAAACUCUUAGAUUUAAAAUGUUUCAAUACAAACAUUCAUAGAAUUAAACAAAUCAUUGAUAUAUAUAAUAAUCUAAUAGAAUAUCAAUGUAUUUUAUUCAAACGAAUCAUUCAUCAUCGGACAUCGAAUAAGAAUCAUUCAAUUUGGAUCAGUCAAUCAUUUCAUUUAAACAAUAUCUCAUUAUAUAAUACAGUUUAUUCUACUUGUCUUAUACGUGUUUGUCAAAUAGAACAACUUUGUACAUAUGCUGAAUUUUAUUCAUUGAAUAGAACAAAUAAACAAUAUAAUGAUCCAUAUGUACAAUCUAAAGUGUAUAUACCAUUGAUAAUAUUGAAUAAUAAUAAUAACUAUAGAAACAAAUCGAAAUUAUCCCACUUAUUCCCGCCAAUAAAUUUUAAUAAUUUAAUACAAUUUUACUUUAUUGAAUCUACAUUGCAAAUAAAUCAAACUAACAUUAACAUACAAUUGAAUGAUUCUAUUGAUGUAUCUUUUAAACAUUCAAUUAUAAAUGUGAACAAAUCACUAGAAUAUGUUUGGAUUAAAUAUAUAUUGGGAAUUUCCAUUUUUACUUUAAUGUGUCAAAUUAUAAUAUUUUCAUUUAAACAUUUGAAGAAAUGCUACACAAAAUACAAACUUGUCAAUCAUAGAAAUCCGUUUGUAAUGACAGCGGUUACAAACGAAGUUCAACAGUCGGUGAAUAGAGAUGUAAACUCUAAACAAAUUUGUCACAAUGAUUAUCAUGUUGAAAAUAGAUGUGAAUUACAUAAUACCAAUGUCAUAAUGAAUGAUAAUAGAUUAAAUAAAGAAAUAAAAGAUAUAGAAUGUGAUAGAAUUGAACAUAAUCCACUUGAUCAUCAACAACAAACUAGUCAUUCAAUGACAUGUUUAUUAAUUUAUCCAUCGAACAAAUCAAAUCAAUGUCGUCUCUUAUUCAAUAAUAACCAUAAUAAUACAUUACAUUAUACUAAUUCAUGUCUUCCAUCACCUAUUCAUUGCCAAUACAAUCAAAAUCAUCUAUCAAAGUUUAAGAUUGAUUCAUGUGUAAAAUCAAAAUAUAUCAACUUACCACAACGUAUAUGUAAAUCAACAUUGAAUAUUGCUACUAAACAUCAAAUGAAAUUAUCAACAGAACAAUUAACAUUGAAUGAAUAUGAUAAAAUGAAUCAAGUAAAUGAUAAAAAUCUGCCGCUUUUCAAUAAUUGUACACAUAGAAAUGUAUUUUUACCAACUUGUUAUCAUAAUGAUUGUUUAAAACAAAAAUAUGCUUAUUGUACAGUAUAUCAUAGUUUAAAGAAUCAAGAUUAUAAAGAUGGUUGGGUUUAAGCUCUACUUUUCUUCUUUAUAUUGAUGAAGGUGUGAGGAUACUUUUUAAUUGAAACUAUAGAGGAGAAUUGAGUUUAUACUUUGUAUGAGGUUUUCAAACGACUUGGAUUAGAUGCUUCGACAGAGAUGCCACCAGGUGCUGUAUUCCAGACAAAUCUUGUAUAGGCUAACUGUGAAGUGUACUGUUAACUGAAAAUGUUUUGAUAGUUAAGCUCGUAGCUUGUGUUGUAGCUGCUUGCAUUACUGUGAAAUUGUGAAGUACUUUCUGUAUAAUAUCGGAAGUCGUAAUGACUGUCUUUGUAACCUGGCGUAAA